AUGAGAGACAUCUGGGAUGCCAAGUGGUUCCUUUUGAUUGCCUUUAGGUGCACAGCUGGGAGGUCUGACUAUCGCUUCACCCUGAAGCCUGCUGACUUGACGCCGCCGCAGAUCACGGUCGUCAGCAUGUAUGGCAUCACCGAGAACGUCAUCCGGGUCACCCUCCGCCUUGACGAGUCUGGCACGACGUACUGUCGCGCCUAUGACAGUGGGGUCUUCACUCCUGUUUCGCAGGGCGGCACGGAUGUCCCGACCCUGACCGACUGCGCGGCCUGCACCUACGAAAUAAACACCGGCUCAGGAACUAACUUCGUUGGCGGCUCCACGUACGACACCGUCAAGGGCUUUGCAGAGCAUGAGGUGGACAUCACGGGACUUGUGGCCAAGACCUUCUACUGGGUGUACUGCUACUCGCACGACGAUGAGAUCCCAACGAACAACGUGGUCACCUCCUCGCAGAUGCUGGCAACAGAGCGGAGCGUCAGGACACUGGACACCACCCCUCCGAGUUUUGGCACGUUUGCCUGCGCUGAAACUCCCGCUACGGAGGACAGCAUUACUGUUACCCUCAGUAUGAACGAAGCCGGACGUGCUUACUGCAAGGUGGUAAACAAAGGCUUCGACCCACCCACUCCAAAUGCCGUCAUUGCUGAAGGCUUUUAUAUGGAUGUCUCGACGACUUCACCUUUCACGAUCAUUGUGAACCAGAUCACGACGGGACUGGGGGCGACUGGCCUGGAGCCCCUGAACCGGAAGUGGGACUACGACGUCUACUGCUGGGCGCAGGAUGCGGAGGGCUACCCGUACUAUGGGCCGAACGGAAUGGCUGCAGCCGAGGCGUGUCCCAACAACUUUGUGACCACGUUGGACCUCACUCGCCCGAAUAUGCGGUUCAUUAUGGCCGAGUCCAUAUCUGCAAGCCAGAUCAUCAUCACGCUGCAGGUGGACGAGGGAGCGAUGGUGUGGUGCGCCGCUUGGGCGAGCGAUCCAGGUUUGACCUCGGGAAACUACGUUGCCAUGAUCAAGGGUCAGCAGAGCACUUGCCACGACAGCAAAGGCCGCCAGUGUGGCACCUUCUGGAUUUAUGAUCUUGACGACCUCGAAGACACGACAGCUGACGGUGUCUCGACCCAAGCCGAGUACGAGAGCCUGGACAACUGGAGAUUCAACCAGGACUUCGACAUUAUCGUGAGCGGCCUCACUGAAGAGACUGACUAUCCAUUCAUCUACUGCUACGCCGAAGAUGAUGAGACGGACGGAGGGAGCAGCGGGCCCGGCAGCAGCCCGAACGUCAUGAGGUGGGACGACGUCGGCACUGCCGGGCCCGACAACGUCCACACCAUCUGGGCCGGCACCGGCACUGUUCAGACCCUCGACGAGACACCGCCGGAGUUCACACAGCUCUCCAUCAAGGACCCCACUGACGACAACGACCGACUCGUGGUCACGUUCUCUCUCAACGAGGCGGGAACCGCCUACUGCCGAACGACACGGAGCGAUUCUGGCGAGACCGACCUCCAGAUCAAUCGGAUCUUGUCUGCCAACUACUACCAGAGCGUGGGCGCUGGCGCCAUCGUCGGUACGAUCACAAUCGAUAAGCUCGAGUCUUCGGACACGCAGACUCUCUACGAGGCCUCGCAGUACGACGUGUACUGUUGGGCCAUGGAUUCUGCGGUGAAUACGCAGGGUCUACCAAGGCCGAACUACAUGACACAGACUUACGUGAACACGCCGGUGGGCACGACCCUGGCCCAUGCGCUGACCUCGCCCAGUGGGGGCAAGACGCAGUACGUCUGGGUGAAAGACAAGACGCCACCGUCAAUGAUCUAUGUCUCCUCAGAGGCGCUCUCUGAGGACACGAUCCAAAUUACCCUUCAACUCAACGAGCCAGGCACAGUUUGGUGCAUGCCAACUCUGCCAGCAGUCGAUGGCACAUAUGUGGACACAGCAGACAUCGCCAGCGGAAACUUCAAGGACAAGAUCACAGGAGCCAGCAGCCCUGUAUCAUUCCUCCAGUAUGUGCCCACCGCUUACACCAACAUCGAUGUCGAGGUCGACAGAGUUGUCAGGGAUGAUGCUGCGGGAGCGGCAUAUCUGGCUGCCGAAUCGCCCUACAACAUCUUCUGUUUCGCUUCCGACGACUGGGAUUUCGAGGCGACUGGGGCGGCACAGCAGUCCAUCAACUUCCAGUCUGGAAACGUGGGCGCACCAAACGAGGUGGUCUACCAGGAUGUACUGGACUUCUCUUCUGCAGUUGGUGAAGUCAUCACCCUUGACCUGACGCCGCCGACAAUCCAGAUUAAUAGUGUGUCGACGACAGAGACGACGAUCACCGUGAACCUGGAGCUUAGCGAGACAGGGACGGCCUGGUGCCAGGCGGUCCGGCAUGGCUUCAACGUGCCGACCAUCCUGGAGAUCCUGGACAGCAACUUCACCUCGGAGUAUGUCCAUGUGAGCCCUACUACGGUGCCGGUCGACGUCGAGAUAUUGGGCUACGACCGCCCGAGGAACUGGGACCCCACCUACAUGACCCCGCUGCAGCUUGGCACCUACUACGACAUCUACUGCUAUGCCGACGAUGACCUCUGUAACGGCUGCAAAGUGACGAAUGGCGUGUCCUUCAACUACGUGAGCACAUCAGCUGUGGAGCUGAAGGUCCGCACGCUGGACCUCACACCUCCGCAGAUGAGGUUCAUUGCAGCUGAGUCUAUCGCACACGACCAGAUCAUCAUCACUCUGCAGGUGGACGAGGGUGCCAAAGUGUGGUGCGCGGCCUGGGACACGGAUCCGGCUUUGGUGGCUGCGGGCCAGGACUACGAAACGAAGAUCAAGGCCAGGGCUUCGGAUUGCGCAGACAGCUUCGGUAAUCAAUGUGGGACCUUCUGGAUCUACGACAUGGAUGACAUUGUCGAUGUGAUCAAUGCCGCAGACGGCGUCACCACACGUGCAGAGUACGAGGCCACAACUUGGAAGUACAACCGAGAUGUCGACAUCAUCGUCAGUGGCCUCACUGAAGAGACAGACUAUCCCUACAUAUACUGCUUCGCCGAGGACGACGAACUGACACCCAAUGCGAUGAUCUUCGACAACGUUGGGAUGUCCGGGCCGAGGAACGUGUACACUAUGUGGACUGAGAUUGGCACUAUUCAGACACUUGACGAGACGCCGCCAAGCUUCACGAAGUUGGCCAUCACAGAUCCAACCGCAACGAACGACGAGAUCGUGGUCACCUUCGCACUCAAUGAGGCGGGCACAGCCUACUGCCGCGUCACACUCUCGAACUCAGGAGAGACGACGCUGCGAAUCAACCAGAUUCUGUCGGCCAACUUUGCAGCUGUCGUGGCAGGCCCCAACAUCGACAAUGACAUCACCAUUGAUAAGAUUGAGGCGAGCGACACGCAAGGCCUGUACGAAGGCAACCAGUACGACGUGUACUGCUGGGCGAAGGACAGCGCGGUCGACACGUACGGGCAUCCGCGCCCCAACUACAUGACACAGAGCUAUGUGGACACCGACGUGGGAGCCAACUUCAUGACCGCACCAGCCGGAGGACGCACACGCUACGUCUGGCUCAAGGACACCACACCGCCCACGCUUAUUUACGUGACCUCCGAGGCCAUCACAGACAGCAAGCUCCAGAUCACGCUUCAGCUGGACGAGCCCGGAACUGUAUGGUGCCAGCCGGUUCUGCCUACAGCCGAUGCCAAUCUGGACGUUCUGGAUGUGGACGCUGGAAACUACAUUACGAAGAUCAGGGGGGCGAAUACGCCUUUCAUGCAGUACGUCCACCAGCCCUAUCGGAACGUGGAUGUAGAGGUGGACUAUGUCGACGACGAUGCUGGAACCGCUUCCUCCUUGCUCCUGAGCGAGUCGCCAUACAACGUCUUCUGCUUUGCGGAAGACGACUGGAAAUUGGAAACUCAGAACUCAGUUGAUAAAUCUCCAAACUGGUUGCUGGCGAACGCUGCGACGCCCAACAUGACUGUGGGAAAUGGCAACGAGGUGUCAUUCCAGGCUGUCGACGACUUCAUGACUGCUGUGGGACAGAUUCUGACGCUCGACCUGACGCCGCCGACCAUCAAUCCGAUCAGCCUCACGAGCGACGAGACGAACAUCAACGUGACUGUGAGUUUGAGCGAAACGGGCACCGUCUGGUGUCAGGCCGUGCGCAAGGACUUCAACCCACCCACCAUCCUGGAGAUCCUGGACACGAACUACUACACUCUGCUUCGGCGCGUGGCCGACUGCUGCGAUGGUGCUGCCGCCAUGAAGAAGACGAGGCCUUUGCGCGUGGCCGGCGAGGCUUUGGGUGCCGUGCUGCCGGCAGCGGCCACCGAGCUGAGUCGUUUCCCUGAGGUCUUCAGCGUCACGGAAGAGGCUGUGGAUGUCGUGGCAGGUGACUCCGUGCCGUCGCGUUCCAAGGCGGUGGCCCAAGUGCUGCAGCGACUCCGUGAGGAGGACACGGUUCCCAUGUUGCGAGGCUGGAGGAACGAAGAAUGGCCUGUGAAGUCCUCUUUCCAUGCGGCCCCAGCGUUGGUGGUGGAGAGAGCCGCUGGGCCUCUUCUGGGUGUGCGAGGCUUCGGGUGCCACGUCAAUGGCAUUGUGGAAUCAGCAAAGGGCCCAUUGCUCUGGGUUGCCACACGGUCACGGACAAAGCCGACAUAUCCGGGCCGUCUGGACCAUGUCGUAGCAGGAGGACUGUCGCACGGCGAGCUGCCUGGUGACAACGUGAGAAGCACUCAGUUGGCUCCGGUCCAGGUGUGUAGGCCUUGCGAGAACGACGGUCCAGCUUUGGACAGAGAUCUGACCCGAGGAUCCGGGAGUGCUUCGAGGAGGCGCGCGUGCCAAAGGAGCUCGCGCAAACCGCGCAGCCGACUGGAGUCGUCUCUUAUUGUCAAGUUGAUGAGACAGGAUGGGGCGUCAAAAGAGAUGUGA
Symbiodinium sp. CCMP2592 is the source of this 4935-nucleotide messenger RNA. The record is from the annotation of a GenBank genome assembly. Lineage: Eukaryota; Dinophyceae; Suessiales; Symbiodiniaceae.